AACAGGUUUGACUGAAUCUUUGGGAUGUAGCUACACCUCAGAACAGCAUUCAUGUGCACAUUGACACAAGAUUUUUUGUGUGUGAUGGUACUCACUGGUACUGAGAAGGUGCUAAGAGUGCCUGCGUUUAUUGCUGCAUUCAACAAGAUUUGAACAAUAAUGGAGACGCUGAGUAUGGCAAACACAGGGUUUGCCCUUGACCUUUUCAGGCAUGUGUGUCAGACUCAUAACGACAAGAACCUCUUAUUUUCACCUUGGAGUAUUUCAUCUAUUAUGGCGGCUGUGUAUCUUGGAGCCAGAGGCAGUACUGCAGAGCAGGUAGCAGAGGUGUUUCAUUUUAAAGAAGCUGGAAGAACAGGAGCCGGUAGAACAAUAAAACAUCGAGUAUAUUCCAAAAUGGAGGAGCUUCUGUAUAAUCCCUGCAUUUCUAUCCAGAAGGCACCACUCAAUGCAUCAAACAAUAUCCACUCAGAAUUUCAAGAGCUUAGCCAAGAAAUCAACCAAACUUCUCGAAACAUCCUGCUAAGAAGCAUCAAUCAACUAUACAGUGACAGAUCAGCGCCUUUCAAAAAUGAAUACUUACAAUCAGUCAAGAAAUAUUACAACAUAGAACCGCAAACAGUAAAUUUUCAGAAAGCGUCAGAUGAAGUCAGAAACGAAAUUAAUUCCUGGGUGGAACGUCAGACAGAAGGUAAAAUACAGAAUCUAUUGAAUGAGGGAUCCCUAGAUUCACUUACCCAACUGGUCCUGGUGAAUGCACUAUACUUCAGAGGAAAUUGGUCAAAGACAUUUAAGAAGGAAGCCACAACAGAACAGCCUUUCAGACUGAACAAGAGUACGAGUAAGGUUGUAAAGAUGAUGUUCCAGCAUGGUAAAUUUAACUGGAACUACAUAAAAGAAGUCCAGACUCAUAUUCUUGAACUCCCAUAUGUAAAUAAUGACCUCAGUAUGUUUAUACUACUCCCAGAUGACAUCAGUGAUGACAGUACUGGCUUGGAAAUGUUAGAAAAAACAUUGACGUCCGAGACUUUCUCUAAGUGGACAAGCCCAGAAGAAAUGGAGGAAACUGAAGUACGAGUUUAUCUUCCUAGGAUCGAAUUAGAAGACAGCUAUGAGUUAAAGUCCACUUUGAGCCACAUGGGGGUAACAGAUGCCUUCAACACAGGCCAAAGCAACUUCAGUGGAAUGUCUGACCAAAACAACCUGGUUCUCUCUCAAGUUUUCCACAAGUGCUUUGUUGACAUCAAUGAAGAGGGUACAGAAGCCGCAGCUUCAAGUGUUGCUGAUAUAGCCAGCCGAAGUGAAGGGGAUGCAGUUUUGUUUGCAGCAGAACACCCUUUCCUCUUCUUCAUCAGGCACAACAAAACCAAAAGCAUCCUUUUCAUGGGCAAGUUCUGCUCACCCUAAAUCGUUUGCAGCUACAUUAGCAAAUAGGAAGGAUCUUGCCACAGCAGGAAGACACCCCAGGCACAGUCAUCCACACUCUGUCUCAACAGAAGGGAUAUUCUUCACACUUUCCUGUGUGUUUGAGGAACAGGAGAAUAUAGAAAUAUAUGCAUAUGCCUGUUACUGAUAUGCUCACCAAAAGGUCAGCUUCCUUUUUCAGAGAUCAACAAAACCCACAGGGGAUGACCUAGAGUUUUUGCAGGGCAACUUUUCCUACUCUGCAGCUCUGUCAAUUACACCAUUUAGGACCAAUAUAAACUAGACUAUUCAGCAAUGGAACAACCUUUUUUUUGAAAAAAAUUAAAAAUUAGUCAUCCAAGAAAAUUGGUUAAGUUACCCCAGUAUGCUACUAACCCAGAGCCAAACUACAAGUGACACCUGACACAGGUUGGACACUUGUCAGCUUCCCUCAAGUUUUGGUGGGAAAUGUAGGCAGCUUGGCGGAAUGUUGGACAAGUGACAGUUGAAAAGUCCAUUGGACAGCAGUCGGAGAGUGAAGCUGCGAGACCAGGACGCCUACAUUUCCCAUCAAAACUUGAGGGAAGCUGACAAGUGUCCAACCUGUGUCAGGCGUCACUUCUAGCUUGGCUCCCAGUGUGCUAUGCCUGGUGUUGGUUUAUUAUAGUUACAUUGUGUAAACUGUUUGCUGCAGGCUUCAACAGACAAAUAUUGUACGAGAGAGCAAAGAAUAUAUAUGAAAUUCUCAUUUUUUUUAAAGACUCCUCGUGAGUUUGCUAAAAUGUAGGAUUUGUUUGCUUUUUGUUUUAUCUAUGCUGGUUUAUGUUAUGUAUAGUGCUGUCUUUAUUUAUUACACUGCUGACUUGAAAUUUAGUAUAGGCUUGUUAAUCGGAACAAGUUUUUUUUUAAAUAAUAGUACUCCUUUGUUAAGAAGAUUUAUUUAUUUUAUUCCUUUAAAUAUUUGAAGUCUACACGCCUUGGGAUUUUGUUGAGUAGUUGUA
Eublepharis macularius is the source of this 2405-nucleotide messenger RNA. Its product is annotated as serpin B10-like. The transcript has 9 exons. Gene Ontology annotation, biological process: negative regulation of endopeptidase activity. Lineage: Eukaryota; Metazoa; Chordata; Lepidosauria; Squamata; Eublepharidae. Bases 160 to 1407 code for a protein of 415 amino acids. Gene Ontology annotation, molecular function: serine-type endopeptidase inhibitor activity. The record is from RefSeq and is a predicted model, not a curated record.